Messenger RNA from Plasmodium malariae, 1368 nucleotides. RefSeq names its product rab specific GDP dissociation inhibitor, putative. Bases 1 to 1368 code for a protein of 455 amino acids. Gene Ontology annotation, cellular component: cytoplasm. The record is from RefSeq and is a predicted model, not a curated record. Lineage: Eukaryota; Apicomplexa; Aconoidasida; Haemosporida; Plasmodiidae. Gene Ontology annotation, molecular function: Rab GDP-dissociation inhibitor activity. The transcript is spliced from 4 exons. Gene Ontology annotation, biological process: small GTPase-mediated signal transduction; vesicle-mediated transport; protein transport.
AUGAAUGAGCAUUAUGAUGUAAUUAUUUUGGGAACGGGACUUAAAGAAUGUAUCUUAAGUGGACUUUUAUCCCAUUAUGGAAAAAAAAUAUUAGUGUUAGAUAGAAACCCAUACUAUGGAGGAGAAACAGCUUCACUGAACUUAACUAAUUUGUACAAUACCUUCAAGCCAAAUGACAAAAUUCCCACAAAAUAUGGUGAGAAUAGACACUGGAAUGUGGACUUAAUACCCAAGUUUAUUCUAGUUGGUGGAAAUUUGGUAAAAAUAUUAAAAAAGACGAGAGUAACAAAUUAUUUAGAAUGGCUAGUUGUGGAAGGCUCUUACGUUUAUCAGCAUCAAAAAAAGGGUUUAUUAUAUUCAGAAAAGUUUAUACAUAAAGUUCCAGCAACAGAUAUGGAAGCAUUAGUUUCCCCAUUAUUAUCCUUAAUGGAAAAAAAUAGAUGUAAAAAUUUUUAUCAGUAUGUAAGUGAAUGGGAUGCAAAUAAUCGAAAUACAUGGGAUAACUUAGACCCAUACAGAUUAACAAUGAUGGAUAUAUAUAAGUAUUUUAAUUUGUGCCAAUUAACUAUUGAUUUUUUGGGCCAUGCUGUAGCAUUAUAUUUAAAUGAUGAUUAUUUAAAUGAACCUGCAUAUAUUACGUUAGAAAGAAUAAAAUUAUAUAUGCAGUCAAUUUCAGCGUUUGGAAAAUCGCCAUUUAUAUAUCCUUUAUAUGGUUUGGGUGGUAUACCGGAAGGCUUUUCAAGAAUGUGUGCAAUAAAUGGUGGAACUUUUAUGCUUAAUAAAAAUGUAGUUGAUUUUGUAUUUAAUGAGAAAAAAGAAGUAUGUGGAAUAAAAUCAAGUGAUGGGGAAGUUGCUUAUUGUGAUAAAGUAGUAUGUGAUCCUAGUUAUGUAAUGCAUUUAAAUAAUAAAAUAAAAAAAAUUGGUCAGGUAAUAAGGUGUAUAUGUAUUUUAAGUAAUCCAAUACCAGAAACUAAUCAAACAAAUAGUUGUCAAAUUAUAAUUCCACAAAAUCAAUUAAAUAGAAAAAGUGAUAUAUAUAUUAAUCUAGUAUCUUUUCAACAUGGUGUUACACUUAAAGGUAAAUAUAUUGCAAUUGUAUCAGCAACUGUUGAAACACCUGAUCCAUUAAAAGAAAUAGAAAAACCAUUAGAAUUACUAGGUCCUAUUGAAGAAAAAUUUGUUAAAAUAUCUGAUUUAUAUGUAUCUACAAGUAACAAACCAUCUGAUAAUAUUUUUGUUACGUCGUCAUAUGAUGCUACUUCUCAUUUUGAAACAGCCACAAAUGAUCUUUUGCAAAUAUGGGAAAAUUUAUGGGGGCAGAAAUUAAAUUUUGAUGACCUUAACACAAAGGCAGAUACUGAAGCGUGA